AUGCUGGAGUUGGAUCAGUUUUUUGCAGAAAUUAGCGAGGAAAUUGCAAAAGAUGUUAACAAGAAAUCUUUAUUGCAAGAUUUUGAGCAUCGGUUUGAUUUAUCGAUAAUUCCGUACCAAUUGGAAAUUAAUACAUGGGUAUCUGUGAGCCCAGAUAAACUCCAUGAAGUAUUUAGAGACACUUCUAGCUUUGAAGGUGAUCUAGAGAGAAAUCUCGCCAGUUUUAAUCAAGAAUUGACUGCUUUAGAAUGCAAAUCAAGUCAGAAAGAGCGAUUAUCGAAUAAAUUCAUUGAAGAUUCAAUUUAUAUUCUCUUGGCCAAUCGUUAUUUCUGGGUCCUUUCAACCGCAUAUACGAAUGAAGAUUCAAUAAAUAUAGAUUUGGUUACUAGUGGGAACAAGUAUGGCAUAAUCGCCACGCCCAAAGAAAUCAAUACCGUGUUAAAAUUGGACGAGAUGAACUAUCAACUAUACUUGUUAUCUCUUUUGAAAUUAAUAGAUACCAUUGUUGACUAUACAACCACUACGGUGAUCAAUCAAUCUAUAGGACACUCAAACACUCCUUCUGCGAAUUAUACAAUUGGCCUCAUAAACCUGCAAUUGGUCUCCAAAAUACAAAAUGGCUUUCUGCUAUUAGAUUUGAAGAAUGACCUUCUUAGGAAGAAAUACGAUAGUUUGAAAUAUAGUUGCCAGAGAUUGAACAAAAUUGUAUAUGAUUUGUCGCUUCGAAACUUGAUCACUACAACUGCUGAACUACACUGA
Molecule: messenger RNA, 759 nt
Organism: Lodderomyces oxycetoniae
Lineage: Eukaryota; Fungi; Ascomycota; Pichiomycetes; Serinales; Debaryomycetaceae
Exons: 2
Coding region: 1-759 (252 amino acids)
Cellular component (GO): cytoplasm; nucleus
Molecular function (GO): RNA binding; sequence-specific DNA binding
Source: RefSeq, a predicted model, not a curated record